AAACUAAGCUCAGCUCCAAUAACGUGCGCACGUGCUAAGCGAAGCGCCAAUGCGUUGAUUGUCAGCAGGCACAUCUGCAACCUCCGCCCAGUCUGCCCGCUCUGCAAUGACACCGAGACGCAUUACUGAAACAAAACCUGGGGAUUGGACAUACGUUUCUGAGGGCGGGGCGACGAUUGUAUUCUCUUAUCGAGGACCUUACAAUGUCCAGUUCUCUGGUCACGUACUACGUCUUCGCAAAGUCGUUCACAGAUCAUCAGAUGCAUCGAACAACAAGCUGCUCAAUACCAACACUGAGCAACCAGACGACUCGAUGAUCGCCUUCCAAGAGAACAUCAUCUCAAAACUCGUCCCGUCCGAGUUUCUGCCGAGUCUUGAUGUAGUGUUACUUGAUGAAGAGUGGCUCAGAUCGUUUGUUGAGCUACACGAUGGCGAUCGUCCAGCAGAGAGAAGGCAGACGGAUCAGAUUGAUGUUCACAGGAAAAAGGGUGUUUUAGCCACCGAUCUCAUUGGAGGCACACAGAUUGCGAUGGAAAUCAAGCCGAAAUGGGGAUUUUUACCUCUGGAAUGCCAUCUCUCGCCUGAGACUGUCGCUCUGAAGAGAGUAACAUGCAGAUUUUGCAUGCACACGUGCUUCAGAGUGAAGCAAGGGGACGUUUGCACGACCUAUUGUCCCCUAGACCUUUUUUCUCGCGACGAGAGUCGCGUUAGGAAAGCCCUACGUGCCUUGUGGGCUGGAUGGUAUGAGAGCGGCGGGUCUCUCAAUAACCUACGGUUCUUCGUCAGUGGCAGAAUGGCAAAACCAGAUGAUGACGACUCUAUGAAGAUUUUGGCACACUUCUUCUCGGAGGACGAAUCGACUGACACCGAGAAUCUCCAGGAGUCAUUCGCAUCCUCUCUUAUGCAGGCGCUAGUUGACAGUCCCGUUCUUCUCCUGCUGUCGACUUUGCAACGAACAUUGGAUAUCCUCGACGUAGAAGGCUUAUCCAAGUUGUACACACAAUCAUCACCAGAUUUACCUGGUGAUGGUCUCGGAUCUUCUAUUCCUGAUCCUUCCAUGGAGGAAUGGGAGGACUUCGUGAGAGUCUACACUUCUGAUUAUCAUUCCUGGGACCACGCGGCUCCCAGUCCUGGGCACCUCAGGCAUUAUCUCAUGGCCUAUCUUCUUUCGGCGACGUUUAAGGAUUGCUCCAUUAUUAUCCGGCCCAGACUACAGAUCCCGUCUACGACACAGGUUGGUCCCGCACGGUCAUUUGAUACCACCAUCAUCGACAUGGAUAUGAAGAGCAUGGAUCGCUUAGGGAAGUGGGAAAAGUUAGACAGACGAAUUGCAGAACAUUACAAGAAUUCAGGCAACCAACGUCGUUGCAUCGACAGUACUUAGUUAAUAAUAAGAGUGCUUUCCACUUCUUUCACGUGACACAUGUCAUAUUAUUAGUCCUUUAUGUAAAGUUAUAGACGCGCGAAAGCAGUGGUAUGUUUCGAC
Messenger RNA from Suillus paluster, 1486 nucleotides. RefSeq names its product inositol-pentakisphosphate 2-kinase. Gene Ontology annotation, molecular function: ATP binding; inositol-1,3,4,5,6-pentakisphosphate 2-kinase activity. NCBI's taxonomy places the organism in Eukaryota, Fungi, Basidiomycota, Agaricomycetes, Boletales, Suillaceae. The transcript has 3 exons. Gene Ontology annotation, cellular component: nucleus. Gene Ontology annotation, biological process: inositol phosphate biosynthetic process. Bases 107 to 1384 code for a protein of 425 amino acids. The record is from RefSeq and is a predicted model, not a curated record.